Plasmodium relictum is the source of this 2652-nucleotide messenger RNA. It is a transcript of the gene PDE1, whose product is annotated as cGMP-specific phosphodiesterase, putative. The record is from RefSeq and is a predicted model, not a curated record. The transcript is spliced from 3 exons. Bases 1 to 2652 code for a protein of 883 amino acids. Gene Ontology annotation, molecular function: 3',5'-cyclic-nucleotide phosphodiesterase activity. Gene Ontology annotation, biological process: signal transduction. NCBI's taxonomy places the organism in Eukaryota, Apicomplexa, Aconoidasida, Haemosporida, Plasmodiidae.
AUGGAUAAAAAAAUAGACAAAAAAAGUUCUAUUAAAGGUGAAAAUGUAUUAAAAAAAAAAUAUAUAAUUGAUAAAGAAUUAAGUAAAUCUUUUGAAAACAAAGAAAGAAAAUAUGAAGAAUUCUAUAAAUUUUCCCUACGCGAAAAAUCUUAUAUGUCUAAAAAAUGUGCUUUUGAAAAAUCAAAAGACUACUUAUGGAAAAAAUUGAAAAAUAGCGCCAAAAAGAAAUCGGAAAAAGAAUAUAACAGUUUAGAGAAUAAAAAUUUUAAAUUAAUAUGUAUUAUAAGAAAAUAUAUAAAGUUUUUUUUUUAUUUAAAAAGAGGAAGUUAUAAAAGGAAAUGCAAUAAUUAUUCCAAAGGUAAUAUAAGUAAUGUUUCUACUUUUAUAGAUUAUUCAAAAAAAGAGAAAAAUAAUUUUUCUAAAAACGGUUAUAAUAUAAAAUAUAAAGAGCAAUCAUCAUUAUAUCAAAAAAUUUAUUAUAUUUUUUUUAAUAAAACAAAUUUUUUAAUAAAUAUAUUUAAGAAUUCUAAAAAAAACAAAAAAAAAAGUGAUUUAACUGAAAUAGGAAAAGGCUUAAUAUUUAAAAAUAAAAAUUCUGAAGAAAUGUUUUUAAAUAAGUUUUAUUCUUCAUUUCCUUUUAAAAUAAGUGUAUACUCUAUAUUUAUGAUUUUAAUACCAUUAAUAAAUUUUUUUAUUUUAUAUUAUAUGAUAAUUAAAUUUAUGUAUGAGUAUACUGUAAUUUUUUUAAGUUUAUUUAAAUUAGUUUCUGAUGUUUUAUAUUUUAUAUUUUUUGUCAUGUAUAUCUUAUUCUUUAAUUCUAAAUGUAUAGAUAAUAUAACACAUUAUUCUUAUAUAUCUUGUUACUUUUUUGUGUCUUUUACACUUUUACAUACCAUAUUAUUAUUGCAAUUUUUGUCUAAUAUUGAAUUAAAUAAAUUUUUUAUAAAUAAAUAUUCUUCUCAGAAAUAUAUCAUAUUAAUGACUAAUAUGUACAUAUGUUUAUUUUGUUUUCUAAGAAAUUAUAUGAUUCUUUAUAAUUUUUUAUUGAAUUUAAAAUUUUCUUUUUUUUGUAUUAUUUGCAUAUAUUUUUUUCAUCUUUCAUGUUGUUAUUUAAAAUAUCAAAACAAGCAUAUGUUUGCCAUAUUUUUUUUCAUCCUUUGUACAAUUCUUUUAUCUUUAUAUUAUGAAUAUAAUUAUGAACGAAAAUGGAGGAUUAUAUUUAUAAAUAGAUAUAAUUAUAAAAAGGGAUCUGAUAACAAUUUAACAAAAUAUUUUUCAAUAGAUAAUUCUGUCCCAACUUCACCAAUAGAAGAUAUUUUGCAUAAUCUGAAAAAAUUACUAGAUAUUAUAAAAAAUCUUGAAGAAAAUUCAAGUGAAAAAGCACUAAAACAAAUAAAACAAAUGAAAGAAAAAAUAAGAAAAUGUGAAAAUAUAUUAAGAACAAAAAAAUUGAAUGAAGUUCAAAUAUUUAAGUAUAGAAAAUUUGAAAGAGUUUAUAAUAUGUGGUGUUUAGAUAAAAUUGACAAUAAUGUUAGCACACAAUUAGAAACUGAUUCACUUUUAUUUCAUAACCUUAAUAAAAAUAAAAAAUCCAAUAGUUCUUUUUCUAAUAUACAAUCAUUAUUAUCAACUAAGUUUCAAGAACAUUAUAAUGAUGCCUAUGAAUGGAAUGCAGAUAUAGAAAAUAUAUAUAAAGGAAAUAUUUUUAUAUCUAUUGGAUAUAAAUUGUUAUAUCCUCUUGGUGUUUUAGAAUCAAAUUUUAAUAAAGAAAAAUUAAAAAAAUUUCUUUUUAAGAUAAACUCCUUAUAUAAUGAUGUUCCCUACCAUAAUAGUUUACAUGCCUCUCAAGUAGCACAUUUCAGCAAAAGUAUGCUUUUUUUACUUGAUAUCAAUCAUAAAAUAUCAGCUAUUGAUGAAUUUUGUCUACAUGUAUCUUCACUAUGUCACGAUGUAGGGCACCCUGGUUUAAAUAAUUAUUUUUUAAUAAAUUCAGAAGAUAAUUUAGCAUUAACAUAUAACGAUAAUAGUGUUCUCGAAAAUUAUCAUUGCUCACUUGUUUUUAAAAGUUUAAAAGAAGAAAGUUGUAAUAUUUUUGAAAAUUAUCCUUAUAAUAUUUUUAUUACCUGCAGAAAAAAUAUUAUUAGAGCGAUUUUAUCAACAGAUAUGAAAAAUCAUUUCGAAUAUAUAUCUAAUUUUAGAACAUUAAAGGAGUUUAUAAAUUAUGAUAAUUUAACUACAGAUCAAAUAUGGCAAAUACUUUGCCUAGUUAUAAAAGCCUCAGACAUUGGACAUUCGGCUCUUGAAUGGAAUAAGCACGUUGAAUGGACACUGAAAAUUAAUGAAGAAUUUUAUUUACAAGGAUUAUUAGAAAAAUCGUUAAAUAUGCAAAAAAGCUUUUUAUGUGAUAUAACUACUAUUGAUAAAUUAGCUGCUUCUCAAAUUGAUUUUUUAAAACAUUUAUGCAUUCCUUUAUUUAAUGAAUUAAACUAUAUAUCUAAAAAUAAUAGCAUUUAUAAUCAAUGCAUAUUUACAAUUGAAAAUAAUAUAGAAAAAUGGGAAAGAAAAAAAAAUGAUGAAAAAAAUCUUGGCUUACAAGAAAAAUAUAAAAAUGAAAAUUUAAAUAAUAGAACUAAACUAUUAAAUUUUAUAUAA